Molecule: messenger RNA, 1443 nt
Organism: Zygotorulaspora mrakii
Lineage: Eukaryota; Fungi; Ascomycota; Saccharomycetes; Saccharomycetales; Saccharomycetaceae
Exons: 1
Coding region: 1-1443 (480 amino acids)
Source: RefSeq, a predicted model, not a curated record
AUGUCAGGAAGAUUGAUAAUGGGAGGUGCUGCCGCUGCAGCUGCGGGCUACAUGAUAUAUGAGUAUCAACAGCAAAAUGAAAGAAAUAGAAGCGCGCUAAUUCCCCCAAGUACUGCAACUCGAGACAGGAGCAGCGGUGCCACCGUAGAUGAAAAAGCGCGUGCUUUGAGCAAGGAGGUCCAGCAACGGAAGGACGAGUCUGCGAAAUGGAUCAAAGAACAAGCUGAAGAGAAGAAGAAAAGUGUCAAAGACGAGUUUGAACAUCAGAAAGCAGCUGUCCAGUCAACCGCGGCAGAUACUUCAAAGGAUGCCUCAAGAGGUUGGGAAAGGAUCAAGGAAGGAGUCAGUGAAGACGGUAAGAGUAUCAAAGAGGCUCUACUAGGCUCCGAUGAUGAUAAGAAGGCAAAAGACCAUAACAAGUCGAUCUUCAACAGAAGCUUCAAUGAGGCCGAAAGAGCUAAGGCUAUUGCUAUCGGCGACUACGACAGGGUCAAUAAAGAGUUCAAUACUUUGUUGGCAAGAUUUAACGAAAGUAAGAAAGGUAUGUUUGAUUCCGGUGACGCUCUUUUGAAGCAGCAGCUAGACGAUUUUAAAAAUGUCGUCAAGGAGAAGAAAGAAGCCCUGGAUAAGGCUUCUAAGGAGUACGCGGAUUACACGAGACACAACUUCAAUGAAAUCUCCAACAAGCUGGAUGAACAAGAUGAAAAAAUCAGAAAAGAAGGCGGAUUUUUCAAAUGGUUGACCAGGACCCCAGUCAAAGGUGAGAAGGAAAAAUCCGGUAAUGAAACCAAUUCAACCAAAAACAACCCACUUGCUGGGUUCGGUGAAAAUGCUGCAUUUUUCAGUCAAGAGCAAAUUGAGGAACAAUUAAGAAACAAGGAAAUUGGACCAAGCGAGGCUCAGAAAAGGCUUGAUGUUUUGAAAAGACUGAAAGAAGAGGGCUGGUACCAACAUCAUCAAGGUUCUUCUACCGAUGAAGAAAUGGCUAAAGCAGCAGCAAAGGGUUUGUCAGGAUGGGGAGAAAGUGCUGCUCAGUUUGCUCAAGAAGAGAUUGACGAAUCGAAGAGACUUGCAAAUAAGGCCAGAAACAUCGCUUCCAGAGAAGAUGCCUCCAAAGCAGUCGACGACGCUUGGAAAAAGUUGCAAGACGCAAAGAAAACUGUUGAUGAGACAAGUUCAAAGUGGUGGAGCAAGGGCAAAGAGAAAACAAAUGAGAUAUCAGAUGAAGCAUCUAAAAAGUAUGCUGAGGCGCAAAAAAAUUACGAAGCCGCAAAGAAAACACUCUCUGAUUGGAGUGAUAAAUCCUCUGCCAAAUUCUGGAGUAGUGCCGACGAUGCUAUAAGAGUUGCACAAAAUGCAGCUGAUCAGGCCCGUGACAAAACUCAGGGGAAAUUGCACGAUUCGCAGGAUAAUGUUGAACAAGAGCAAUUGUUAGAAGAGUAG